UGAUUAGGUAGACAAUGGUAUGUAUGUGGUAGGGUUAGUAGGCUCAAAAAAAAAAGGACAUUAACUUCAAUGUGAACCAAUUCUGCUUAGUCCGGGUUUAGAGUUUAAGGGUUAGUCAUUCAUUAAUGGCGAGAACCAGGGAUUUCUCAUUCAGCUGAAACCACAUGGAAUAAAAUGGGUUAACUUCAGUCGGGGUUUGUCUUUGCCGUGACUCUAUUCAGCAUACAAACGAUUGCAUCAGGUGCGGUUUUUCAGCAGUUGACGCACCGCGCUCCUUAAAGCAAGACCGGGUUUAAGCUGGGAUGCAAAGAAUCGUUCUGUCCUUUCUGUGGGUACUGGGAACAUCAGCGGUGUUGCCAGACCCCAGCCCCACUAAAGAAGAACCAAUCCCUUGUUCUAAAGAAUGCACCUGUUUACAUGAUGAGUACAGUUUGGAGCUCAAUAUGUACUGCAGCGCCCGAAAUCUCACACAAGUCCCGUCCAAUAUGCCGAGAUCCACACACUCCCUUUGGUUGGACGGAAACCUCUUCACGUCGCUCGCGGCUGCUUCGUUCAAGGAUCUCAACACUCUCGAUUUCUUGACACUGCAAAGUGGUCAGCUAGCAAGCGUUGAUGCUCAAGCAUUCAGAGGAUUGAGGUCUCUGGCUCAUAUUCAUUUAGAACGGAAUCGGUUGCGCACGUUACCGGGUACCGUGUUCCAGAAUACGCCGAACCUGGCUUCAAUUAGUCUUCACAACAACCAACUCGGUCGCAUCGACGAAAGACUCUUUUCCGGACUUUCGCAUAUGUGGCUUCUGAACUUGGGGUGGAACUCCAUAGCGGUUUUACCUGAGACAAUUUUCCACGAUCUACACAACCUGAGGGAGCUAGUUCUAGCUGGAAAUCGACUAGCUUACCUUCAGCCACAACUCUUCCAGAAUUUGGCCGAGUUAAAAGAAUUGGAUCUAAUGGGAAAUCACCUCAAAGUCAUUAAAGCUAAUGUGUUCGUUAAGCUACUUAAACUACGAAAACUCUACCUGGGCCAGAACCAAAUCGUGACCCUGGCACCAAGAGCCUUCAUAGGCAUGAGAGCGCUAAGAUGGCUAGAUGUUACCAACAAUAAACUGACUUCUCUCCAUGAGGACACCUUCUUGGGUUUGCAUACUCUUCACGUGUUACGACUUUCCAACAAUUCCAUAGCCGGAAUCAGACCUAGGACAUUCCGUGAUCUGCAGUUCUUAGAGGAGCUACGACUCAGCCAUAACAGAAUCCGUGCACUUGGAGAGAGAAUUUUUGAAGGUCUUGGUCAUCUCGAGGUUCUGGAACUUGAGCAUAAUCAAGUCCAGGAAGCACAAGUGGGGAGUUUUACAGGACUAUCCCAUGUGGCUGUUAUCAACCUAUCCGGAAGCUGCUUCCAAAGUCUACCGGAUCAGGUCUUCAAAGGUCUAUCAAAGCUUCACAGUCUUCAUUUGGACAAUGGCUGCCUUACAAAAAUCACAACCCAAGCCUUCACAGGUCUCUCCGGUUUGAGGAGACUUUUCCUGCAACGUAAUAAUAUCUCCACGGUGGAACGCCAGAGCUUUGCAGACCUGGCGGGCUUAUUGGGAUUGGAUCUGAGUUUCAACAAACUGGAUGUUCUCACAAGCCAUACAUUCUCCGGACUUAAGAAUCUGGAGUAUUUGCUUCUGUCCAAUAACGAAUGUCGCCAAUUUUUACAAAACGGCACCAAAAAUAUCCUACCGAGGAUGCGUUAUCUCGAUCUGAGAGCCAACGCUUUAACCGGACUCAUUCCGGACUUCACCGAGGACAUGGAGAAACUCUUGCUCUCCGGAAACCGUUGGAGAUGCGACUGCGGGGCACUUCAGCUACGGAACUACAGUUUGAGAAAUCCGCAAGUGGUUCCUCGGAGAGUGGAAACCCACGCCGAGGGAGAGGAACCGGAUAGUACUAUCACGAUAUACAACAACAUAACAUGCGUUAGCCCGAUAAGGUCAGCGGGACAGGAUCUAAGGGAUAUCGACGCAGAACUUUUCCAGACUUGCAGAGCAGCUGCACACUAAUCUGUGCAGAAGAAGCUCUAAUAUGAAACAAAUGAUCUUCUUGCUUAGGAAAAAUGGCGGUAUUAUAACAAAUAAAAACCAUGAAUCUGUCAUAUACGUACAUGUAGAUAUGAGUGGAAAUGUGUUUACCUGAAUGUAGUUUGUGAUAUAAGU
Molecule: messenger RNA, 2192 nt
Organism: Doryrhamphus excisus (bluestripe pipefish)
Lineage: Eukaryota; Metazoa; Chordata; Actinopteri; Syngnathiformes; Syngnathidae
Gene: igfals
Product: insulin-like growth factor binding protein, acid labile subunit
Molecular function (GO): protein binding
Source: RefSeq, a predicted model, not a curated record